AUGUCCAGCUCAGCCAACGUAUGCAAGAAUAACGAGGAGGAAGUAAGCGGGCAGCGCUCAAAGCCCCCGUCCCGCUCAGGGGAGAACCGGCCAAGUCUGCCUCAGGAAACAUCCUCCGGCAGCCCGGGAAGAGUAUCAGACCUUGAAGGUGCUGAUGGGUUGCAGCUCAAAAAGGAACAUGCCCUCAAGAUAUUUGCUUACAUCAAUUCCUGGACACAAAGACAGUGUCUGUGCUGUUUCAAGGAGUAUAAACAUUUGGAGAUCUUUAACCAAGUAGUAUGUGCGCUUAUUAACUUAGUCAUUGCCCAAGUUCAAGUUCUGCGGGACCAGCUCUGUAAACAUUGCACUAUUAAUAUAGAUUCAACAUGGCAAGAUCAGAGUAAUCAUGCUGAUGAGCCCCUGAAUGUAGAAAAAGAGUCUCGUGAAGAAGAAAAUGGAGAACGGCAAAAAUCUAUACAGAAAAAAUUAGAUUCUGCAAGAACUUCUAUCCUGACCGAGGAGGAAUCUGCAAAGAACACUGAUGCUUUUAGCUUAUGGAGCACUGAUGAGAAGGAAAAGUUGUUGCUGUGUGUGGCAAAAAUCUUUCAGAUUCAGUUUCCUCUGUACACUGCUUAUAAACAUAAUACUCAUCCCACAAUAGAGGAUAUUUCUGCUCAAGAAAGCAAUAUAUUAGGGGCGUUCUGUGAUAUGAAUGAUGUAGAAGUACCAUUGCACUUGCUUCGUUAUGUUUGUCUGUUUUGUGGAAAAAAUGGCCUUUCCCUCAUGAAGGAUUGUUUUGAAUACGGAACCCCUGAGACACUGCCAUUUCUUAUAGCACAUGCAUUUAUCACAGUGGUAUCUAAUAUCAGAAUAUGGCUACACAUCCCUGCUGUCAUGCAGCACAUUAUACCCUUUAGGACUUACGUUAUCAGGUAUUUAUGUAAACUGUCAGACCAGGAGUUGCGACAGAGUGCAGCACGGAACAUGGCAGAUUUAAUGUGGAGCACAGUUAAAGAACCAUUGGAUACAGCUUUGUGUUUUGAUAAAGAAAGUCUUGAUCUUGCGUUUAAAUACUUUAUGUCUCCGACUCUAACAAUGAGAUUGGCUGGGCUGAGUCAAAUAACAAACCAACUUCAUACCUUCAAUGAUGUGUGUAAUAAUGAGUCAUUAGUUUCAGACACAGAAACGUCAAUUGCGAAAGAGCUUGCAGACUGGCUUAUCAGCAACAAUGUAGUUGAGCACAUUUUUGGACCAAAUUUGCAUAUUGAGAUCAUCAAACAGUGCCAAGUGAUUCUGAAUUUUCUUGCAGCUGAAGGGAGACUCAGUACUCAACAUACAGACUGUAUUUGGGCUGCAGCACAGCUAAAGCAUUGCAGUCGUUACAUACAUGACUUGUUUCCUUCUUUGAUCAAAAACUUGGACCCUGUCCCACUUAGACAUCUUCUUAACCUAGUCUCAACUCUUCAUCCAAGUGCUCACACUGAACAGACCUUGUAUUUGGCAUCAAUGCUUAUAAAAGCACUGUGGAAUAAUGCUCUAGCAGCUAAGGCUCAGCUGUCAAAACAAAGCUCUUUUGCAUCUUUACUGAGUACCAAUCUACCCAUGGGAAACAAAAAAGAAGACGAGGAGCUCAGAAGAGCAGCCCCUUCACCUUGGUCACCAGGAGCAAGCCCUCAAAGUAGUGACAACAGUGACACCCAUCACAGUGGAGGCAGUGAUAUUGAAAUGGAGGAACAGCUUAUGAACAGAACAAAACAUGUACAGCAGCGACUUUCAGAUACGGAGGAAUCCAUGCAAGGAAGCUCUGAUGAGACAGCCAACAGUGGUGAGGAUGGCAGUAGUGGUCCUGGUAGUAGCAGUGGCCAUAGUGAUGGAUCCAGUAACGAGGCCAACUCCAGUCAUGCAAGCCAGUCUGCUGGAAGCCCUGGCAGUGAGGUGCAGUCUGAAGACAUUGCAGAUAUUGAAGCUCUCAAAGAGGAGGAGGAUGAAGAGGAAGAAGAUAGGAGUCAUAAUCCUCAGAAAAGCAGUAGGAGCACAGAUCUACGAAGCAGGAAGCUGGAAUCACAAACAGGCAUUUGUCUGGGGGAUUCACAAGGGGCAUCAGAGAGGAGUGGUGCAAAUAACGGGGCCGGAAAGGACCAUGUUUUUAACACUGACUCUGUGACACCGGUGGAUAAUCGAAUUAGAAUGCUAGAUGCUUGUUCUCAUGCUGAGGAUGCAGAGCAUGAUAUGACGGGGGAAAUGAGCACUGCUCACAUUUCACAAGGGUCUCAAGAUCCUUGUAUAACUCACACAGGGGACUUCCUUCGGGAAACUAUUGGAAAUGAACUGUUUAACUGUCGACAGUUCAUUGGGCCACAGCAUCAUCACCACCACCACCACCAUCACCAUGAUGGGCAUAUGGUUGAUGAUAUGCUAAGUGCAGAUGAUGUCAGUUGCAGUAGUUCCCAAGUCAGUGCAAAAUCAGAGAAAAAUAUGGCUGAUUUUGAUGGGGAAGAGUCUGGCUGUGAAGAAGAGCUUGUACAGAUUAAUUCACAUGCUGAGCUAACCUCUCAUCUUCAGCAGCACCUUCCUAACCUUGCCUCUAUCUAUCAUGAACAUCUUAGUCAAGGACCAGCAGUUCAUAAACACCAAUAUAAUAGCAGUGCAGUGACGGACAUUAAUUUGGAUAAUGUUUGUAAGAAGGGAAAUACUCUUUUGUGGGAUCUGGUCCAGGAUGAAGAUGCAAUUCAUCUCUCUGAAGGGUUAAUAAAUGAAGCAGAGAAGCUGCUCUGUUCUUUAGUAUGCUGGUUCACUGACAGACAGAUUCGAAUGAGAUUUAUUGAAGGCUGCUUAGAAAAUUUAGCAAACAACAGAUCAGUAGUAGUUUCACUUCGUCUUCUUCCAAAGCUGUUUGGUACGUUUCAACAGUUUGGGAGCAGUUAUGAUACACAUUGGAUAACAAUGUGGGCAGAAAAGGAACUUAAUAUGAUGAAACUUUUCUUUGAUAAUUUGGUACACUACAUUCAGGCGGUCAGGGAAGGACAACAUAAACAUGCAUUAUACAGCCACAGUGCAGAAGUUCAGGUUCGUCUUCAAUUCCUGACAUGUGUGUUUUCCACUCUAGGAUCACCAGAUCAUUUCAGGUUGAGUUUAGAACAAGUGGACAUAUUGUGGCACUGCUUAGUAGAAGAUUCUGAAUGUUACGACGAUGCACUACACUGGUUUUUAAAUCAAGUACGAAGUAAAGAUCAGCAUGCUAUGGGUAUGGAGACUUACAAGCAUCUUUUUUUGGAAAAGAUGCCACAACUGAAACCUGAAACUAUUACUAUGACUGGCCUAAACCUCUUCCAGCAUUUGUGUAAUUUGGCUCGAUUGGCUACUAGUGCAUAUGAUGGUGGCUCAAACUCAGAGUUGUGUGGCAUGGACCAAUUCUGGGGUAUUGCUUUAAGAGCGCAGUCUGGUGACGUCAGUCGAGCGGCUAUCCAGUAUAUCAACUCUUAUUAUAUCAAUGGUAAAACUGGUCUUGAGAAAGAACAGGAAUUUAUUAGCAAGUGUAUGGAGAGUCUGAUGAUAGCUUCUAGUAACCUUGAGCAAGACUCUCAUUCAAGUCUGAUCAUUAUUGAAAGAGGACUCUUAAUGCUGAAGACACACUUGGAGGCUUUUAGGAGAAGGUUUGCAUAUCAUCUGAGACAGUGGCAGAUUGAAGGCACUGGUAUCAGCAGUCACUUGAAAGCCCUGAGUGACAAACAGUCACUACCACUAAGAAUUGUAUGUCAGCCAGCUGGACUUCCUGACAAGAUGACUAUAGAAAUGUACCCGAGUGAUCAGGUGGCCGAUCUACGGGCAGAAGUCACCCAUUGGUAUGAAAAUUUGCAGAAGGAGCAGAUAAAUCAACAAGCACAGCUUCAGGAGUUUGGCCAAAGCAGCCGCAAAGGGGAUUUCCCUGGUGGCCUCAUGGGACCUGUCAGAAUGAUAUCAUCUGGGCAUGAACUGACAACUGAUUAUGAUGAAAAGACACUUCAUGAACUGGGUUUCAAGGAUAUGCAGAUGGUGUUUGUAUCCCUGGGUGCACCAAGGAGAGAACGUAAAGGUGAAGGUGUGCAGCUUCCAGCAUCUUGCCUACCUCCUCCUCAGAAGGACAAAAUACCAAUGCUUUUACUCCUUCAAGAACCUCAUCUUACCACUCUUUUUGAUCUGUUAGAGAUGCUUGCCUCUUUUAAGCCUCCUUCUGGAGAAGUGGCUAUGGAAGAUAGUGAGAGUUCAAGGUGUGAAGAACUCCAUCUCCAUGCAGAAAACUUGUCCAGGCGUGUCUGGGAACUGUUAAUGCUUCUGCCAACAUGCCCCAAUAUGUUGCAGGCAUUCCAGAAUAUUUCAGAUGAGCAGGGUAAUGAUGGCUUUAGCUGGAAGGAUCUGCUGCGAAUAAAAAGUGCCCAUAAACUUUUGUACGCCCUGGAAAUUAUUGAAGCUUUGGGAAAGCCCAACAGGAGAAUAAGACGUGAAUCUACGGGAAGUUAUAGCGAUCUUUACCCAGACUCAGAUGAUUCGAGUGAAGAUCAAAUAGAAAAUAGUAAAAACACAUGGAGCUGCAAGUUUGUUGCUGCUGGAGGACUCCAACAGUUACUAGAAAUUUUCAGUUCUGGAAUCUUAGAGCCUAAAGAACAGGAAUCAUGGACUGUGUGGCAGCUAGACUGUCUUGCUUGCUUGUUGAAGCUGAUAUGCCAGUUUGCAGUUGAUCCUUCAGAUUUGGAUUUAGCUUACCAUGAUGUCUUUGCCUGGUCUGGUGUAGCAGAGAGUCACAGAAAAAGAACAUGGCCAGGCAAAUCAAGGAAGACUGCAAGUGACCAUGUGAAGGGCCUUCAUAUACCUCGUUUAACAGAGGUGUUUCUUGUACUUGUCCAGGGAACCAGUUUGAUUCAGCGACUUAUGUCAGUUGCUUAUACAUAUGACAACUUGGCACCUAGGGUGUUGAAAGCUCAGUCUGAUCACAGAUCAAGACAUGAAGUCACUCAUUAUUCAAUGUGGCUCUUGGUGAGUUGGGCUCACUGCUGUUCCUUGGUGAAAUCCUGUCUGGCAGACAGUGAUCAUUUGCAAGACUGGCUAAAGAAACUUACCCUUCUUAUUCCAGAGACUGCUGUUCGCCAUGAAUCUUGCAAUGGUUUAUACAAGUUAUCUCUCUCUGGUCUGGAUGGAGGAGACUCAAUUAAUCGAUCCUUUCUGCUGCUGGCUGCAUCAACAUUGUUAAAAUUUCUUCCUGAUGCUCAAGCUCUGAAACCAAUCCGGAUAGAGGAUUAUGAAGAAGAAACAGUGCUGCAACCAGGUUGUAAGGAAUAUUUUUGGUUGCUGUGCAAACUGAUUGAUAACAUACAUGUCAAAGAUGCAUGUCAGACAACACUGCUUGAUUUAGAUGCACUAGCAAGACAUCUUGCUGAUUGCAUUCGGAGCAGAGAAAUCCUUGACCAUCAAGAUGGUAAUAUAGAAGAUGAUGGACUUACAGGACUACUUCGUCUUGCAACAAGUGUUAUUAAGCACAAACCACCCUUUAAAUUUUCUCGUGAAGGCCAGGAGUUUCUGAGAGACAUCUUCAAUCUUCUGUUCUUGCUGCCAAGUUUGAAAGACAGACAACAGCCGAAGUGCAAGUCGCAUUCUUCAAGGGCUGCUGCCUAUGACUUGUUAGUAGAAAUGGUAAAGGGGUCUGUGGAAAACUACAGGCUGCUCCACAACUGGGUUAUGGCACAACAUAUGCAGUCUUCCCAUGCGCCUUACAAGUGGGAUUAUUGGCCACAUGAUGAUGUUCGUGCUGAAUGUAGAUUUGUGGGUCUAACUAAUCUUGGAGCAACAUGUUAUUUGGCAUCCACUAUUCAGCAACUGUACAUGAUACCAGAAGCUAGACAAGCAAUCUUUACUGCAAAGUAUUCAGAAGAUAUGAAACACAAGACUACUCUACUAGAACUCCAGAAAAUGUUUACAUACUUAAUGGAAAGUGAAUGUAAGGCAUACAAUCCAAGGCCUUUCUGUAAAACCUAUACCAUGGAUAAGCAGCCACUGAACACUGGAGAGCAGAAAGACAUGACUGAAUUCUUCACUGACUUAAUAACAAAAAUAGAAGAAAUGUCUCCAGAACUGAAAAAUACAGUGAAAAGUUUGUUUGGAGGUGUUAUCACAAACAAUGUUGUUUCUUUGGACUGUGAGCAUGUAAGUCAGACUGCUGAAGAGUUCUAUACAGUAAGAUGCCAGGUGGCAGAUAUGAAGAAUAUUUAUGAAUCUCUUGAUGAAGUAACUAUUAAAGAUACCUUGGAAGGUGACAACAUGUAUACAUGUUCUCAUUGUGGGAAGAAAGUGCGGGCUGAAAAAAGGGCGUGUUUUAAGAAACUACCUCAUAUCCUAAGCUUCAACACAAUGAGAUACACAUUUAAUAUGGUAACCAUGAUGAAGGAGAAAGUCAAUACGCAUUUUUCAUUCCCUUUACGUUUGGAUAUGACGCCUUACACUGAAGAUUUCCUCAUGGGAAAAAAUGACAGAAAAGAAGGUUUUAAGGAAGGUGGUGAAUAUUUGAAAGAAACUGAAAGUUACGAAUACGAUCUGAUAGGUGUAACGGUGCAUACAGGAACAGCAGAUGGUGGACAUUACUACAGUUUUAUCAGGGAUAUAGUGAAUCCCCAUGCUUACAAAAGCAACAAGUGGUAUCUGUUCAAUGAUGCUGAAGUAAAACCAUUUGAUUCUGCCCAGCUUGCUUCAGAAUGUUUUGGUGGAGAAAUGACUACAAAAACUUAUGAUUCUGUUACUGAUAAAUUUAUGGACUUCUCCUUUGAAAAGACGCACAGUGCUUACAUGCUAUUUUAUAAACGGAUGGAACCGGAGGAGGAAAAUGGCAAAGACUACAAGUUUGAUGUUUCAUCAGAAUUGCUGGAGUGGAUAUGGCAUGAUAACAUGCAGUUUCUUCAAGACAAGAACAUUUUUGAACAUACAUAUUUUGGGUUUAUGUGGCAGUUGUGUAGUAGCAUCCCAAGCACACUACCAGAUCCAAAAGCGGUUUCCCUGAUGACAGCGAAGUUAAGUACUUCCUUUGUACUGGAGACGUUUAUUCAUUCAAAGGAAAAGCCUACAAUGCUUCAGUGGAUUGAAUUGUUAACAAAACAAUUCAAUAACAGUCAGGCAGCUUGUGAAUGGUUUUUGGAUCGUAUGGCUGACGAUGAUUGGUGGCCAAUGCAGAUUCUAAUAAAGUGUCCCAAUCAGAUUGUGAGACAGAUGUUCCAGCGUUUGUGUAUUCAUGUGAUACAGAGACUGAGGCCAGUGCAUGCACAUCUUUAUCUCCAGCCAGGAAUGGAAGACUGUUCGGAUGACAUGGAUGGUCCUGUUGAAGACAUUGGUAGUCGCUCUUGUGUAACACGCUUUGUGAAGACACUCUUGUCAAUUAUGGAGCAUGGUGUUAAGCCUCACAGUAAACAUCUCACAGAAUACUUUGCCUUUCUUUAUGAAUUUGCCAAAAUGGGAGAAGAGGAAAGCCAGUUCUUGCUUUCACUGCAAGCCAUAUCUACAAUGGUCCAUUUCUACAUGGGAACUAAAGGACCUGAAAAUCCACAGGUUGAAGUACUUUCUGAGGAAGAAGGGGAGGAAGAGGAGGAAGAGGAAGAUAUACUUUCUUUAGCAGAAGAAAAAUAUAGACCCGCUGCACUUGAAAAGAUGAUUGCCCUCAUUGCUCUUCUAGUUGAACAGUCUCGCUCAGAAAGGCAUUUGACUUUGUCACAAAACGACAUGGCAGCAUUAACAGGAGGAAAGGGUUUUCCUUUUUUGUUUCAACAUAUCCGUGAUGGUAUCAACAUCAGGCAAACUUGCAAUCUCAUUUUCAGUUUGUGUCGGUACAAUAAUCGACUCGCAGAACAUAUUGUGUCCAUGCUUUUCACAUCUAUAGCAAAGUUGACUCCUGAGGCAGCCAAUCCUUUUUUCAAAUUGCUGACCAUGCUAAUGGAAUUUGCUGGUGGACCUCCAGGUGGGAGAGCAAUGGAACAGGAAUUAAAGCUUUCAUUUCAACUAACUGUUUUUGACUUCCUGGUCAUUGAAUACAACCCAUCUCAGUGCCUGGAUUGGCUGGCUGUCCAAACACCUCGAAACAAACUAGCUCACAGCUGGGUGCUGCAAAAUAUGGAAAACUGGGUUGAACGUUUUCUUCUGGCACACAACUACCCUAGAGUGAGAACUUCCGCAGCCUAUCUCUUGGUGUCGCUUAUUCCAAGCAAUUCCUUCCCUCCUACAGUAGUUCUCCAUCAAGUCUACAAUGUGCUUCUUGGCCUUCUUUCAAGAGCUAAGCUAUAUGUUGAUGCCGCUGUCCAUGGCACUACAAAACUUGUCCCCUACUUCAGUUUCAUGACAUACUGUUUGAUCUCAAAAACUGAGAAACUCAUGUUUUCUUCUUACUUCAUGGACUUAUGGAACCUUUUCCAGCCUAAACUUUCUGAGCCAGCUAUAGCAACCAACCACAACAAACAGGCUUUGCUGUCUUUUUGGUAUAAUGUGUGUGUUGACUGUCCAGAGAACGUACGCCUUAUUGUACAGAAUCCUGUGGUGACGAAGAACAUUGCCUUCAAUUACAUCCUCGCAGACCAUGAUGAUCAGGAUGUGGUGCUCUUUAACCGCGGGAUGCUGCCUGCCUACUAUGGCAUCCUGCGCCUCUGCUGUGAGCAGUCCCCUGCAUUCACCAGGCAGUUGGCUUCUCACCAGAAUAUCCAGUGGGCCUUUAAGAAUCUCACACCACAUGCCAGUCAGUACCCAGGAGCAGUAGAAGAGCUGUUUAAUCUCAUGCAACUGUUUGUAGCUCAGAGACCAGACAUGAGAGAGGAAGAGAUAGAAGACAUAAAGCAAUUUAAGAAAACAACCAUAAGCUGUUACCUGCGCUGCUUGGAUGGACGGUCUUGUUGGACUACUUUAAUAAGUGCCUUCAGAAUAUUAUUAGAAUCUGAUGAAGACAGACUUCUUGUUGUGUUUAACAGAGGAUUGAUUCUGAUGACUGAGUCCUUUAACACAUUGCAUAUGAUGUACCACGAGGCCACGGCUUGCCAUGUGACUGGAGACCUGGUAGAACUUCUGUCUAUUUUCCUUUCGGUUCUUAAGUCAACACGUCCAUAUCUUCAAAGAAAAGAUGUGAAGCAAGCUCUCAUUCAGUGGCAGGAGCGAAUUGAAUUUGCCCAUAAGCUCUUAACUCUGCUAAAUUCCUAUAGUCCUCCAGAACUUAGAAACACUUGUAUUGAUGUCCUCAAGGAGCUUGUACUUUUAAGUCCUCAUGAUUUCCUACAUACUCUGGUUCCAUUUCUACAGCACAAUCAUUGUACAUACCACCACAGUAAUAUCCCAAUGUCUCUUGGGCCUUAUUUUCCAUGUCGUGAAAAUUUGAAAUUAAUAGGGGGAAAAAGCAAUAUUCGUCCUCCACGUCCUGAACUUAAUAUGUGCCUCUUGCCUACAAUGGUGGAAGCCAGCAAGGGCAAAGAUGAUGUUUACGAUCGUAUGCUGCUAGACUACUUCUUUUCAUAUCAUCAGUUCAUCCACCUGCUAUGUCGAGUUGCAAUCAACUGUGAAAAGUUUACUGAAACUUUAGUUAAAAUGAGUGUCCUAGUUGCAUAUGAAGGUUUACCACUUCAUCUUGCGUUAUUCCCCAAACUUUGGACUGAGCUUUGUCAGACUCAGUCUGCAACAUCAAAGAACUGUGUAAAGCUUCUCUGCGAAGAUCCAGUUUUUGCAGAAUAUAUAAAAUGUAUUUUGAUGGAUGAAAGGACUUUUCUGAACAACAACAUUGUGUACAACUUUUUGACCCAUUUUCUUCUAAAGGUCCAAGGGCAGGUGUUUUCUGAAGCAAACUGUGCCAACUUAAUCAAUACUCUAAUUACAAAUCUAAUAAAUCAAUAUCAAAGCCUAGAAUCUGACUUCAGCAACCAGAGAGUUGAAAUUUCCAAAGCAAGCUCUACUUUAAAUGGGGACCUCCGAGCACUUGCCUUGCUGCUUUCAGUGCACACUCCCAAACAGCUCAAUUCAGCCCUGAUUCCAACUUUACAAGAGCUUUUAAACAAAUGUAGAGCUUGUCAACAACAGAGGAACUCAUUGCAAGAGCAAGAAGCCAAAGAAAGAAAAACUAAAGAUGACGAAGGAGCCACUCCUGUGAAGAGAAGACGGGUCAGCAGUGAUGAGGAGCACACUGUGGACAGCUGUAUCAGUGAUAUAAAAACUGAACCCCAGGAGGCGUUGACCCCAACAAGCACUUCAGAUAACGAGACACGGGACUCUUCGAUCAUUGAUCCAGGCACUGAGCAAGAUCUUCCUUCCCCCGAGAACAGUUCUAUCAAAGAGUACAGAAUGGAAGUUCCUUCUUCAUUUUCGGAAGACCUAAUGAUAGUGACACGGUCACAGCACAUGGAAGAGCAGUCAGGAAACAGUAAAUUUGAAGAAUGCAAAGAAUUCAAAGACCUUCAGACUUCCAAGGAUUCCACUGGAGCUGAGGAGGACUCAGAGUUUCCUUCCACGUCAGUUUCAGCAGUUUUAUCUGACCUCACAGAUUUGAGGAGCUGUGAUGGUCAAGCCUUACCAUCCCAAGAUCCUGAAACUAGUUUAUCAAUCAGUUGUGGCCAUUCCAGAGGACUUCUUAGUCAUAUGCAGCAGAAUGACGUUUUAGACAUCCUGUGUAGGACCAUUGAGUCUACGAUUCAUGUGGUCACAAGGAUAUCGGGAAAAGGAAACCAAGCUGCUUCUUGACAUUAGAUGGAGCAUGUUGCUUUUAAGCCUUUUUUAUUUUUCGUCCCCAAAAAUGCUGUUUGUAUAAGUUUUGCUAAUUUCUAUUUUGUGCUUCAGUUUGUCCAGUGCUUUCUGCUUGAAUGGCGAGAUAGAUUUAUAUGCUUAAUUCUUGGUCAGGCAGAACUCCAGGGGUGGUGGGUUCUUUUGUUUGUUUUGUUUUGUUUUUUGCAUCUACCAUACACUUUCCUAAAGGGCAAUCAGAUAAUGGAUACGUUUUAUGUAAUUAAGAGUUCACUGUAGUGGCUUUCAUUUAAUAUGGCUGUCUGGGAGAACAGGGCUUCCUUGCCCUGUAUGAUGUAAUUUAAACUUACGGCAUUUUUACUGUGUAUAAUAUGGUGUCCUCUGUGCCAGUUUUGUACCUUAUAAUAGAGGCAGAGUGCCUCAGAUCGCUGUGGUUCUUAUUAUCAAAAUUAAGUUUACUUGUAUACUAAACAACCACAAGAAAUUUGAUUCUGUAAAGAAUCCUCUUUAGCUGUGGCCUGGCAGUAUAUAUAUGGUGCUUUAUUUAACAGAAUACCUGUGGAGGAAAUAAAGCACACUUGAUGUAAAAUUAGUUGUUUUAUUUUUAUUGACGAUUGCUAUUCUGUGCACUUCAUUAAACUGACUGCGAUGACUUUUCA
Molecule: messenger RNA, 11354 nt
Organism: Opisthocomus hoazin
Lineage: Eukaryota; Metazoa; Chordata; Aves; Opisthocomiformes; Opisthocomidae
Source: RefSeq, a predicted model, not a curated record